Beta vulgaris subsp. vulgaris (sugar beet) is the source of this 2700-nucleotide messenger RNA. RefSeq names its product pentatricopeptide repeat-containing protein At2g46050, mitochondrial. The transcript has a single exon. Gene Ontology annotation, biological process: RNA modification. The record is from RefSeq and is a predicted model, not a curated record. Gene Ontology annotation, molecular function: RNA binding; protein binding. The coding region runs from base 369 to 2315 and encodes 648 amino acids. Lineage: Eukaryota; Viridiplantae; Streptophyta; Magnoliopsida; Caryophyllales; Amaranthaceae.
AGUUCAAUAUCCAAUAAUUGUCACUUUCAAACUUAAAUUGCUUGUUCAUUUGGAUAUACAUUACGUGCUUAGCAUUAAUACCUUAUUACAUUACGUUUGAUUCUCAUCUAAUGCUUACAAUUAAAAAUGACAUCCUUGACUGUUUUAGAAUCUUUGAACUAUACUCUCUAUAUUAAAUAAUUACAUUGCCAACAUUUUGAAUCUUAUCUUAAAUUUUCGUACUUUUUAUUCACAAUCGACAAAUUUGAUACUUUAAAACCCAGGUUGAAUCUAUACCUUUCCACUACCAGAAAGCAACCCAAAGAUUUUUUGGCGGUUAAAAAUUCCCGCCAUAUUUUUCCAACGGUCAUUUUCAUCUCCAUUAAUCUAUGAUCUCCAAGUGGCGUAUUCCUUCAAUCUACACCGUUCAUUUCAAAAAUCCGUUAUUUUUACCAGUUGUACGAUCUUCCUCAUAUGCUAACGGUCAAAACCCACCAAACAGAAUCUCAAGAAUUGGAGUUUUGAUGAACAAAUCCGAGUUGACUCAAUAUGGAAAUGCUCAUUUGACUCACUCUUUUUCAUCUUUGGCACUAAAAUUGUCUGCUAUUUAUGGGGUUUUAGUUGAAGUUAAGCAGUUACAUUCACAUGUAAUAAAGUUGGGAUUUUAUGAGGCUUUGUCUAUGCAAAAUCAGGUCUUAUAUGCUUAUGUGAAAUGUGGCCAAUUUCGAGUUGUUGAUCAAGUGUUCGAUGAAAUGCCUGUGAGAAACAUUGUAUCAUGGAAUACGGUGAUUAGCGGGGCGGUUUCGAGGGUGGGAUUGGGAUUUAGUUAUUUCAAGAGAAUGUUGCUGGAAAUGGUGUACCCUGAUUCUACAACAAUGAAUGCUUUGCUUCGCUCGAAUGUUGUUUUUAAUGAGCUAGCUAUAGGUAGACAGUUGCACGGUUUUACAAUGAGAGUUGGGUUGAAUUUGGAUUGCUUUGUGGGUAGUGCUAUUGUUGAUCUCUAUGGAAAGUUUGGGUUGGUUAGUGACUCGCAGUUUGCUUUUGAUGAAAUGAAGUUGAGGGACUUGGUUUCGUGGAAUGUGAUGGUUUCUGUAUAUAGCUUGAAUGGUUUAGUUAAGGAAGCAUUUAUGGUUUUUAGAUCAAUGCAAGGUAAAGGAAUUCGAGGUGAUGAAUUUACUUUUACCAGUCUUUUGAAUUCUUGUAACUUGGGUGGAUGUUGUGAAUUGUUUCAACAACUUCAGGGACUUGUCAUCAAAUUAUCAUUCGAUUUGGACUUGCAAGUAGCUAGUGCUCUUGUUAAUAGUCAUGCAAAAAAUGGAUGUGUAAGUGAUGCCAGGAAGUUGUUUGAUGGUAUGGUAGUUCGAAAUAUUAUCUCUUGGAAUACUAUGAUUGUGGGCUAUGGACGACAUGGUUACACUGAGGAGGCUAUGGAACUCUUUGUAGAAAUGUUCAGGAGAAAGGUUAAGCCAGAUGAACUUACUAUAUCUAGCAUUAUUAGUUCAUGUGGCAAUCUAGCAGUCAUCAGCAAAACCAAACAAGUUCAUGCAUAUGCUAUAAAAUGUGGGUUUGAUGCCUAUAUAUCAGUUGCUAAUUCUUUAAUAGUUGCAUACUCCAACUGUGGCAGCCUAGCAAGUGCCUCUUUAUGUUUCAAUUAUGUUCAAGAACCAGAUUUAGUUACUUGGACAUCAAUUCUCAGUACUUAUGCAUUCCACGGUCAUGUUAAGCAAAGCAUUAAGAUCUUUGAGAUGAUGUUAUCAAGUGGUCUAAAGCUAGAUAAUAUUGCUUUUCUCGGGAUUCUUUCAGCAUGUAGCCAUGGUGGUCUUUUAAGUGAGGGACUUCAAUAUUUUAAAUUAAUGAUCACUGAUCAUAAUAUCAUACCAAGUACAGAGCAUUAUGCCUGUCUUAUUGAUCUUCUAGGGCAUGCUGGUCUCAUGGAAGAGGCUUCCAGAAUUUUAAGUUCAGGGCCAGUUGUCCUCGAGUCAAAUGCAUUAGGAGCACUUAUCGGAGUUUCAAAAGCCUGUGGACAUUUCAAAUUAGCAGAAUGGGCUGCCGGAAAGCUCUUUGAACUGGAGCCUGAAAAUCCUGUAAAUUACACUCUUAUGUCAAACAUGUAUGCAUCUGUUGGCCAAUGGUAUGAUGCAGAAAAAGUUCGAAACAUGAUGAAGCAGAAGUGUAAUUCUAAACUACCUGGAUGUAGCUGGAUUGAAAUUGCAGGAGAGGUUCAUACAUUUUUGUCUAGUGAUACAUCUCACCGAUUAGCACACGAGGCAUACUCUAUGCUUAACAUGUUGAGCAGGGUAAUGAAGGAUGAUGUCCUUGUUGAUUUGCGCUUAUGAGGAGGAAAACUAUGUAUCUAUAAUUAAGAAAGAAAGACACCAAUCAUGUUUUCCUUCUUGGACAGUAAAUCUGGGUCCAACAGGGACUACUCUUUAGUGCUGGUUUCGUCGUUUCGAGAUCAAAGGGCAUCAGAUGGCUUCUCAGUUUGAGGUAUGGACUUUUCAUAAUUCUAAAGUUUUUGGUGGUAUUUAGGUGCUUUAAGCAUUGAAAAUACUGUUGAGCUUGACUUGAUCUAGUUAUUAUAUUGAUCUUGAUUUAUUUAGCAACUCUAUUGUAAUGAGUAUGACUGAUACUUAUUGGCUUUUGCAUACAGACUUGCAUAGAUCUUGAUUUAUUUAGCAACUCUAAUGUAAUGAGUAUGACUGAUACUUAUUGGCUUUUGCA